CAGCCGCAUCCAUACAUACCCAUUCUCUCCUUUAAAUUCUUCCUCCGCCGCCACUUGCAGAUAUAUAUAUAUACCACCCCAAUUAAGCACCAAACUCUCCUCGAUCCCCAACUCGACAUGGGGUCUUCAGAAAAUAACAUCCUUCAACCUCUGCUUCAAACAAACCCACCAUCUUUGUCGUCCCAAUCAUUCACCACAAAGCACCGAUCAAGCGGCGAGCUUGAGAGCGUAUUGUCCGACACUACCCUUCCCUUCUUGCUGCGUCUCCGACACGCUUCAUGGAUCGAGCUCAAACUCCUUUUCUUCCUCGCUGCUCCGGCGGUUGUCGUUUACAUGAUCAACUACCUCAUGUCCAUGUCCACCCAAAUCUUUUCCGGCCACCUCGGUACCCUCGAGCUCGCUGCCGCCUCUCUCGGCAACACCGGCAUCCAAGUCUUCGCCUACGGCCUCAUGUUAGGAAUGGGGAGUGCUGUGGAGACUCUAUGUGGGCAAGCAUAUGGAGCACAAAAGUACGAAAUGCUAGGAAUAUAUUUGCAAAGAUCAACCGUCAUCCUAACUGUAGCCGGCUUCCUCCUAAGCAUCAUAUACAUCUUCUCCAAGCCCAUCCUAAUAUUUCUCGGCCAGUCGCCGGAAAUCGCUUCCGCCGCCGCAGUUUUUGUCUACGGCCUAAUCCCUCAAAUCUUCGCAUAUGCAGUAAACUUCCCCAUCCAAAAAUUUCUACAAGCUCAAAGCAUAGUGACUCCUAGUGCAUAUAUAUCAGCAGCCACUCUAGUGAUACACCUUUUGCUCAGCUGGGUGGCGGUUUACAAGAUCGGGCUUGGGUUGUUGGGGGCAUCGUUGGUGCUGAGCUUUUCAUGGUGGAUUAUAGUGGUGGCACAGUUUGUGUACAUAGUGGUCGAUACACUUCUUGAUGUUUCACCUGCUUGUGCCCUCAUUACUGCUUUUCAAUAUGGGUUACAUGAAUGA
Messenger RNA from Corylus avellana, 966 nucleotides. The record is from RefSeq and is a predicted model, not a curated record. NCBI's taxonomy places the organism in Eukaryota, Viridiplantae, Streptophyta, Magnoliopsida, Fagales, Betulaceae.